Molecule: messenger RNA, 510 nt
Organism: Closterium sp. NIES-65
Lineage: Eukaryota; Viridiplantae; Streptophyta; Zygnematophyceae; Desmidiales; Closteriaceae
Source: the annotation of a GenBank genome assembly
AUGGGCGCCUAUCUCUAUGGGCGCAUAUCUCUAUGGGCGUCUAUCUCUACGGGCGCCUAUCUCUAUGGGCGCCUAUCUCUAGGGGCGCCUAUCUCUAGUGGCGCCUAUCUCUAUGGGCGCCUAUCUCUAGGGGCGCCUAUCUCUAUGGGCGCCUAUCUCUAUGGGCGCCUAUCUCUAUGGGCGCCUAUCUCUAUGGGUGCCUAUCUCUUUGGGCGCCUAUCUGGGCGCCUAUCUCUAGGGGCGCCUAUCUCUAUGGGCGCCUAUCUCUAUGGGCGCAUAUCUCUAUGGGCGCCUAUCUCUACGGGCGCCUAUCUCUAUGGGCGCCUAUCUCUAGGGGAGCCUAUCUCUAGUGGCGCCUAUCUCUAUGGGCGCCUAUCUCUAGGGGCGCCUAUCUCUAUGGGCGCCUAUCUCUAUGGGCGCCUAUCUCUAUGGGCGCCUAUCUCUAUGGGAGCCUAUCUCUUUGGGCACCUAUCUCUAUGGGCGCCUAUCUCUAGGGGUGCCUAUCUCUAG